GGCAUCAUCGAUCGCUCACAGGCGGCUCAGUCGAGCAGUGACGUCGUCGAGCGCAUGAAGAUGGCGGAUCCGAAUGCAAAACAAACCGGGCAGAAAAGUGUGAAGAUCGCGAUGGGGGCUGUCGUGUGUGUGGAGAGCGACAUCAGAGGAGACGUGACCAUCGGAGCCAGGACCGUGGUUCACCCGAAGGCGCGGAUCAUUGCAGAGGCCGGACCCAUCGUGAUCGGAGACGGAAACCUGAUCGAGGAGCAGGCCCUGAUCAUCAACAGCUAUCCUGAAAACAUGCUUCCAGACGCCGAGGAUGUCGAACCCAAAACCAUGAACAUCGGGAUCAAUAACGUCUUUGAAGUCGGCUGCGUGUCUCAGGCCUUGAAAAUCGGGGACAACAACGUGAUUGAGUCCAAAGCUGAGGUCGGGAGGAACGUGAUUUUGACCAGUGGGUGUAUCGUGGGAGCGUGUUGUGCGGUGAACACCUGUGAAGUGAUUCCAGAAAACACCGUGAUCUACGGCUCCGAGUGUUUGAGACGCGUGCAGACCGAGAGACCGCAGCCUCAAACGCUGCAGCUGGACUUCCUGAUGAAGAUCCUGCCCAAUUACCAUCAUCUGAAGAAGACCGUGAAAGCAAGCUCCACUCCGGCGAGAAGCUGAAAGCAGCGCAGCCGAGGAUCUCAGAUGUAACGAGAUCAUGAGCACAGAUCUGUUUCCUUUGGUCGCUGCAUGCGAUGUUUCGGUAUUAUAGUGUCGUUGGUUGUGUUGUAAGUUAUUGAUGACACAUUAAAUACUCUUUCAUAUGUAGCAGGUGUCUCACUCUCUGUUUCUUGUGUUCUUUCAUUUCUUCUCCACAUGGUGGCGCCAAAUCUACACGAUGACAGAAGAAGCGAGUUAAUGAAAUGUGUUAUUGUUAUUGUGGCACAUGCAUGUUUAUUCAGCAGUUUAAAGGUUGUUGUUUUGAACAUUAUAGUUCUGAUGAUCGCUGAUUAUAUAGAAAACAUAGGUUCUCAUUUGAUUGAAUAUGACAGUGUGUAUAAAUAGCAAACAAGCGAGUCUGUGAGCAAUAAAGGGCAGGUUAAUCUUGAGACAGGUGACCUUUGCAUCGCGCUUUGAAUUGAACUUCUGAUGUGAAUCGACACUUACUCUGCAUUAUUUCUGUACACUUUAAACAUUAUGGGUGUUUUUUUUUUUCCUGUUAGAGUAAUAUUUUAAAUGUUUGUGGGAAACUUCUAAUUCAUAUCACGAGCAGCAUUUUAUAAAUGUAUCACUCACCAUUUGUUAGACAAGAGAUGAAAAGAGUUUAACAUUUUAAUGGGUUGCACUUUAUUUGGAUGUUCCACAUUUGCAUGACUAGUUGACACUUAGUUGCAAAGUUAUUUAUAGGUAGUUGAAUGGCUAAAGUGGAAUAUCAGAAUAAAGUGUUAGUUUUUAAUGUCAAACGUUUCAAUGAAAAUGAAAAUGAGUUUUCCUGUAAAUCAAGCCUCUAUGACGCACCAGAACAGAGACGUGCUCGAGCUCAGGAGUUUAAUUUCAUAUUUCUGCCCCAGAAUGAACAAUACCAGCAGCUCGGAGGAAGAGGUGAGUUACUAUUUACUUAAGAAUAAUGAAAAUCAUCAACUCAAUGAUGGUAGCUAAUUAAUGGAUGCUGAUUUUAAUGACACGCUUCAGUACUGCGUGUGAGUGAUCAGAUCUCAGUCGUUUCUCACGUGAGUUUCUGUAUUCUGACACGAGGAACACUAAUCUACAGAAAGUGAAAACUCUGAAGUGUUGUGUGCUGAUGAUGUAGAAUAGACUCGUUCAGAGAUGUUUCUCCUGCAGUUUCAGCAUCAGCUGCACCUGUUUCUGGUUUUUCUGCAGGUCAGGACUCAAACCCAGAGAGCUUUACCUGGUAUUCAGGCCUUUUCAGGGUUAUGAAGGCUCCUUAAUCAAAGUUACCUGUAAGCAGGGCGUUUGCUUUGACCUGGAUAUUCCCCAGACUUUACGGCUGGAGUUGGCCAAA
Sinocyclocheilus anshuiensis is the source of this 1990-nucleotide messenger RNA. RefSeq names its product dynactin subunit 6. The coding region runs from base 55 to 648 and encodes 197 amino acids. Gene Ontology annotation, biological process: mitotic spindle organization. Gene Ontology annotation, molecular function: dynein complex binding. Gene Ontology annotation, cellular component: dynactin complex. The transcript is spliced from 9 exons. The record is from RefSeq and is a predicted model, not a curated record. Lineage: Eukaryota; Metazoa; Chordata; Actinopteri; Cypriniformes; Cyprinidae.